AUGGGCACCUUCUCCAUCCUCCCCGAAAGCCUGUCUUUCAUCGAGACCUGGCUCGCGCGCAUCUUCUUCGUCCUCGCGCUCCUGACUCUUGGACCGUGGUUGAUCCUCUUGGCAUACGACUUGCUGCUCUACAUCUGGCGCUCCGUGACUUACGAGAUUCCCUACUUCGGCGGGCGGGCGCGCGGAAAGCGACGCCCGCGAGUCCCUAGUCUCACCGACAGAUCUCGGGGGCAUGUGCGCAAUAUCAGCUUGCCGAAGAUGUUUCGCUCGCAUGACGAGCAGGCCCAGGAGAUCACUGGAGCGUCGAGGAGUGAUGCAGUCCCGAUGGUUCAACCUGCCCGGCCUGCGUAUACUUCGACACACGAUGAUUGA
Neohortaea acidophila is the source of this 372-nucleotide messenger RNA. RefSeq lists its product as uncharacterized. The coding region runs from base 1 to 372 and encodes 123 amino acids. The transcript is spliced from 2 exons. Lineage: Eukaryota; Fungi; Ascomycota; Dothideomycetes; Mycosphaerellales; Teratosphaeriaceae. The record is from RefSeq and is a predicted model, not a curated record.